Prorocentrum cordatum is the source of this 1170-nucleotide messenger RNA. The record is from the annotation of a GenBank genome assembly. NCBI's taxonomy places the organism in Eukaryota, Dinophyceae, Prorocentrales, Prorocentraceae.
GACAUACUAGUGCGCGCUCCCUGGCGUGACGCCAGCGUCCCUUGCCUCUGCGACCGCGUCUUCUUUGGAAGCGCCGAGCUGGCCGGGCAGGCCACCCUGGGUGACCUCGGAGUGGCCGACGGCGACAGGCUGACUCUCGUGGCUUCCCAGCUGCCGCCAGUUGUUACCAUGGCCAUGACAGGGGUGGUCAAGAUCUGGGACACUGCCUCGGGCAAAUGCUUGCGCGUGUUGAAGGGCCACGAGAAAGGGGUGUACUCGGUCACAUUCUCUCCGGAUGGCAUCAUGUUGGCCACUGCCUCUCUCGACGGUUCGGCCAAGUUGUGGAGCGCAGGGACAGGCGAGUGUCUGGGGACACUGCAGGGCCACAGCUGUUCUGUGUACUCCAUCGCGUUCUCUCCUGAUGGCCAAGCGGUUGCCACAUCGUCCGCGGAUGCCACGGCUAAGGUCUGGAGCUCUUGCACAGGCGACUGCCUGCAGACGCUGCAGGGCCAUGCCUCGGCCGUGGUCUCCGCCAUCUUCUCCCCGGAUGGCCAGGUCAUCGCCACCACCUCCAGAGAUGGAACAGCAAAGAUAUGGGCCACCAGCUCGGCCGAGUGUCUGCACACGCUGCAGGGCCAUCGGGGAUCUGUGAGCUCGCCCGUCUUCUCCGCUGACGGCUGCAUGCUUGCCACCGCCUCCGUCGACGGUACGGCGAAAAUAUGGUCCUCCAGCUCGGGCCAGUGCUUGUGGACGCUCCUUGGACACAGUGCCUUCGUGAAGUCAGUCGCGCUCUCUCCGAACGGUCAGGCCGCAGUCACUGCCUCUGGAGACGGCACGGCGAAGAUCUGGAGCACAAGCUCUGGCAGGUGCCUGCGCACACUGCGGGAGGACAGACGCUCCAUGAUGACGUCCGCUCAGUUCUCGCCCGACGGUGGGGCAGUGGUCACGGCCUCCACGAGCGGGAGCGCGAAGAUCUGGGCCGCCGACUCAGGGAGGUGCCUGCGCACGCUCCAGAAGUCCCCGCACGAGGUGGACUGUGCCGCGUUUUCCCCGGACGGUCAGGCCGUGGUCACUGCCUCCAGGGACGGCCUCGCGCGGCUUUGGGGCGUGAGCUCGGAGGGGUGCUCGCGUACCCUGGAGGCCAACGCCAAGUGCGACGUGGUGCUCGCUGCCUUCUCUCCCUCGUGGUGA